GUUUUUCUGCAGUUCCUGUUUUGAUGGCCAGUUUUUCUCGACUUCCUAUGCGACUGGCGGCAACGGCCGAUCUUGGUGCCACCACUGUUGCCAAGCCCGCCACCUUGCCCUUGCCAACCAUGUCUGUUGCACGAUCUUCAGCCACGUCGCCGGGAGUACAGAGCCGUUUCGAAAUUCAUACCUCUUCCAUACUCACAAAAACAAAAGAAGCCGAAGGUUCGGUGACCCAGGAUCUCAAGGGACAGAAACCUCAGAUGCCUUACAAUGAACGCCAGAGCGCCUCUGGCACUGUGAGUGAAAUCACAGAUAAAGAUACCAGUUUUGACCCUCACAACGUUGACCCCAAAGAAGAAAUCCGAGAAAUGAAGGAAGAAACCCCGGAUCACCAGUCCCCUAUUGAAUGGAGUGGAGCAAACGAAAAUGUCAGCCCUCAAACCAAAGAAGAAGAGUAGAAAUUUGCUCAUUUUCGGUUCCAAAACGAAAGGGCCCAAAACCGAAGGCACACCGCACUGCUCACGAUGUCCGAGUAAAUGCCAUAGUGAUGCAGUAUUCCCAAUAUAGAAUGUUGUAGGGCCUGUUGAGAGGUAUCAUACAAGAGAAAAGAGUCCAUGUUUUUGUUGCCUUUAACUCGACCGAGGAUUCCGCCCUGACUUUUCACGUUUUUUUAUCUUUUAUUUAUUAUCCGGUAUUUUUGACAGUAAUAAAAACUGAACAGCAUAAUGUAUCGAUAUACAUACCAUA
Messenger RNA from Radiomyces spectabilis, 741 nucleotides. RefSeq lists its product as uncharacterized. The coding region runs from base 24 to 452 and encodes 142 amino acids. The transcript is spliced from 2 exons. NCBI's taxonomy places the organism in Eukaryota, Fungi, Mucoromycota, Mucoromycetes, Mucorales, Radiomycetaceae. The record is from RefSeq and is a predicted model, not a curated record.